AUGGAGAGCAAUCCACGUGAUUUUCGUCGAAUAUAUCGUAUGUAUCCGGAUUGCUUUAUGAAAUUGUGUAUGGUCUUGCGAGAACGUGGGCAUUUACAAGAUACACGGUAUAUCAGCGUUGAGGAGAUGGUUGCUAUUUUCCUACUCACUAUUACUCAAAAUCAACGAUAUUGCAUCACCACUGAGAGGUUUGAUCGAUCCCGAUUUGUUGUCAGUGUUUGUUUCAAUAAGGCACUACAGGCCCUUGUGUCAUUAGCCCCUUGUAUGAUGGCUCCUCCUCCUACCGAUCCACCGGAAAAGGUCACAUCUGAAUCUCGUUUUUGGCCUUAUUUCAAGGACUGUAUCGGUACUAUUGACGAGACCCACAUUCCACGUAUGGUGUAUGGCGAGGACCAAACUCCAUAUUGUAAUAGACAUGGCUAUCUUUCUCAAAAUAUCCUUGCAACAUGUACAUUUGAUCUUAGGUUUAUUUAUGUCUUAGUGGGAUGGGAGGGAUCUGCCAAUGAUUCACGGGUCUUGAAGGAUGCAAUGAGUAGAAGUGCAUGCAGUCUUCCACUUCCAAAUGGUAAAUUUUAUCUAGUUGAUUGUGGUUACCCAAAUAGGCUACAAUUUUUGGCUCCCUAUCGGGGUACGAGGUUUACUAUUUUUAAGUCUCAACCUCUAGGUUUUCCAUAUGACACUCAAAAAAUGGAGAACUCCAACGAUGACUUUGAAGUUUCCGAUCUUCCUCCAGAGGCACCACGCAAUGUUGCUUUGAUUGAUGGUGAUUCUGAUGAGGACGAUGACCUAUAA
Asparagus officinalis (garden asparagus) is the source of this 792-nucleotide messenger RNA. RefSeq lists its product as uncharacterized. Bases 1 to 792 code for a protein of 263 amino acids. Lineage: Eukaryota; Viridiplantae; Streptophyta; Magnoliopsida; Asparagales; Asparagaceae. The record is from RefSeq and is a predicted model, not a curated record. The transcript has 5 exons.